AUGACAGCACACAGUGUCAGCUUCCCAGCACCCUCAGGGCUGUUGGCUUUGAUGGUGGUAGAGGACACGGCCCCUCUUGACCUCACUGGGCCAGGAUUUUGUUCUACAGACCUGUCCCUUAAGUCAUUAAGUCAAGAUGUCUUCGAGUCAAGGCUAGGCUCAGCCCCUCAGCCCCGCCCGCAAGGCCAAUCUUGCCUUAUUCUGCCCGAGUUGAGGAAGUCACAGGUGAGUGAUCUAAGCGGGCCAAGACGGGAGAUACCGAGGCUCCAGCACCUCCCUCUUGUUUUCGGCUGGCUGCCCCAGCCCCAGCUCCUGUCCCUGCCACAGCUCAGAAAGGAUGCUGCCUGCCACCUCUGCCCCUUGGCCCAGCUGACAGUCCCCCCUGCCAUGGGGUUCUUCUCAUUCUGCCUGCUGGUGCUCCUCCUGGCCCAGGGGUCCCCUUCCCCAGGGGAUCCCUCGCAGUGCACCGGCAUCCCGUAUGCCUCCACCCGGAAUUUCAGCGUCGAGUACGUGGUGCCCAGUUUUGAGGCUGAUGCCCCCAUCCAAAGGGUGGUAGCCUAUGAUGAGGGUCCCGACGGUGACCAGGCCAUCUUUGUAGCCACUAGGAACCAUCUGCACGUGCUGAAUCACAGCCUGGGGCUACUCCAGAGCCUGGUCACAGGGCCUGCGGGCCACCCCAGCUGCCAGUCCUGUGCCAAAUGUAAGUUGUCGGAGCCCCCGCUGCCAGGGGGAGACACAGACAAUGUGGUGCUGGUCCUGGACCCCGAGUUUCCCUGGCUCUAUAGCUGUGGCUCUUCCCUGCUGGGCCGCUGUUUUGUGCACGAGCUGGAGUCUGCCGCCGGAGGGACGGUCCGCUUGGGUCCUACCUACUGCCUCUGGAACCCCUCUGCCAAUAGUCCUCAUGACUGCCCCGACUGCGUGGCCAGCCCCCUGGGCACGCAGGUGACCGUGGUAGAGCUGAGCCAUACUUCCUACUUUUAUGUAGCCUCCACCCUGAACCAGACGGUGGCCUCCCGCUAUAGUCCCCAGUCUGUAUCGAUCCGCAGGCUCAAAUCGAACUGGCAGGGCUUUGCUUCCAGCUCCCCAGCUCUGGCCGUGCUGCCGCAAUACCUCGCCACCUAUCCCAUUGAGUACGUCUACACCUUCCACUUGGAGAAUUAUGUCUAUUUCCUCACCGUCCAACCAGAGUCCCUGAAGAAUUCCAGCGCUUUCCAUACUCGACUAGUGCGGCUUAACGCCCAAGAGACGGAUCUGGGAGAGUACCGGGAGCUGGUCCUCGACUGCCGCUUUUCAUACAAGAGGCGGCGUCGGAGAAGCCAGGUGGCCAGCUUGGAGGAGGAAACCUACAACGUGCUUCAAGCGGCCCACGUGGCCCCGGUGGGGUCUUCACUGGCAAUAGAUCUAGGGGUCCCGGAGGGCCGAAAGGUGCUGUUUGGGGCCUUUGCCGUGAGCCAGGAGGGGAGUCGAGUCCCUCGCCACAAAUCGGCUGUGUGUGCCUUUCCCAUAACCAAGCUGAAUGAAUUCAUUGAUAGUGGCAUGGAGAGAUGCUGUGAGUCUCAGGCCAACCAGGAGCGGGUGGAACGCGGAGUGGAGUUCUUUCAGCCUCCAAGCUACUGCCCAGAUCCGCCUACCCUGGGCUCCAACAUCAGCUGCUGGAACUACCCCACCAUGAUCCCCACCAACCACCCCCGAGUGGACCUUCUCAAUGGGCACCUGAACAGUGUUCUCCUGACAGCCAUCCACGUUAUCCAUCAGGGCAAUGCUACUGUGGCACACAUGGGCACUGCCGAUGGGCGCAUCCUACAGGUGAAGUUGUUCAGAUCGCUCAACUACUUGCUCUAUGUGUCCAACUUUUCCCUGGGCUCCUCCCAGCCUGUGCAUCGAGAUGUCAGCCGCCUUGGCAACCACCUGCUUUUCAGCUCUGGGAAUAAAGUCUUCAAGGUGCCAAUUCGAGGCCCUGGCUGCCGCCACUUCCUGACCUGUAAAAGAUGCCUGAAAGCUGAGCUCUUCAUGGGCUGUGGUUGGUGUGGGGAUGUCUGUGCCCGGCAAGAAGAGUGUCCAAGUACUUGGCAGCAGAAGUCCUGCCCACCCCAUAUUACUGAGUUCCACCCCAAAAGCGGACCCGUGAAGGGCAGUACAAAGCUGACAAUAUGUGGCUCUAACUUCCACAGCCACUUCCAGAAUCUGACCCCAAAGGAUCAAUGGAAAGUCACUGUGGGCCAGAGUCCCUGCCAGGGGCAGCCUGUGGUCACCUCCCAACUGAAUUCCAAGAAGGACUUUGUGGAACAGUUAGAAUGUCUGCUGGUGGCAUCAAGUUCACAGGCUCCUGGUCCUGCAAAUGUCACCCUCACCGUCUCAGCAAUAACUUCCAAAUAUCCAUUUCAGCUGAAUGGGUCUUCAGUCCUGAGUGGUUUCUCCUUUGUGGAGCCAGUGGUGACAUCCAUUGUCCCCCUGUUUGGCCCUCAGGCCGGUGGCACUCAGCUCACCAUCAAAGGACAAAACCUGAACGUAGGGACCAGUCGUCUGGUGUUGGUUAAUGGAACCGAAUGUCACCUUAAUCGAACGGAUGAACAGCAGCUUCUGUGUAGCACACCACCAGGAGGGGCUGAGGCCAGUGUCCCCAUCAGCUUGUACAUUGGGGGUGCUGAGAUCCCUCCCUCUUGGUCUUUCCAAUAUCGGAACAAUCCCAAAAUCUUCAGCAUCUCCCCCAAUUGCAGUUAUUCUGGCUCCCGCAUUACCAUCCGGGGCCAGAAUCUGGAUGCUGUGUGGCAGAUGGUUACCACCUUUGAGGAUGAGCACAAGAAAAUGAAGACCCUGGAAUGCAACAAUACAACUCUCCCCACUGAACGUGUAUGCGUGGCUCCUGCCUAUGAUAACCUGCCAGGUCGGGGACCAGUAUGGGGCAUUCUGAGAAUCAGUGGAGAUGGCUCCAUCCUCUACUCCAGCUCCAAUUUUCCAUUCUACUCCAAGCCCCACAUCCAUUCCCGUCUGGGUCCUCUGAAGAUUGAGCAGGGCUCUGUGGAAAUGAAGAUUUCGGGACUAAGCGCUGUGGCCUCCUGCAUGGAUGUGAACAUGACUGUGGGUGGCCAGAGCUGUCAUGCCAACCUGAAGAAUAAUCCCGUGAUCUGCUAUGUUCCUCCCACCCUGUCCAUCCCCCAUGGUGGAGCUCCCCUGCAGAUCUGCAUUAAUGGGGUAUGUCAGAACAUCGGUAACGUGGUGCAGAGCUCCUCACAGUUCCUACAAAUCUUCAUCGGAGUGUUCUUGAUCAUCAUCAUACUGGCAGCCUGCAUCCUAUCCUUACUGCUUUUCAGGUUCUGGAGAAAGAAGAUUAAGAGGCAAGACCGACUAGGUUCUCUAGAGAGGAGCCGUCCAGCCAUCUCUCUGCCCCUGCUUCCGUCAGACACUGAUUACCGGAACGGCAUUGUCCUUAGCCCCACAGUAGGACCUGGACUUUUUCAAGUUUCAUCACCUACAGGCAACAGCAGUGGCUCUAGGGUCUCCCUCCUUCGGGUAAAGUCCAUCUGUAUGGGAGACCUGAAUUCUGAGCUCCUGGCUGAGGUGAAGGAUGUCCUCAUCCCCCCUGAAAGGCUCUUCACACACGAUGAUCAAGUCAUUGGCAAAGGCCAUUUUGGAGUUGUCUACCAUGGGGAAUAUGUGGACUCUUCCCAGAAUCGAAUCCACUGUGCCAUCAAAUCACUGAAUCGCAUCACAGAGAUAGAGGAAGUGGAAGAGUUCCUGAGGGAGGGCCUGCUCAUGCGUAGCUUCUGUCACCCCCAUGUCCUGUCACUCAUUGGCAUCCUGCUGCCUCCUGAAGGGCUCCCCCGAGUGGUGCUUCCCUACAUGAAACAUGGGGACCUGCGGCAUUUCAUCCGCUCCCCAGAAAGGAACCCCACCGUGAAGGACCUCAUUGGCUUCGGGUUGCAGGUGGCCCGGGGGAUGGCCUACCUGGCUGAGAAGAAAUUUGUUCACAGGGACCUUGCAGCUCGGAAUUGCAUGCUGGAUGAGACAUUUACAGUAAAGGUGGCUGACUUCGGCCUCGCCAGGGAUAUCCUAGACAAGGAAUAUUACAGCGUCAGGAAGCACCGCCACGCCCGGUUACCAGUCAAAUGGAUGGCCCUGGAGAGUUUGCAGACAUACAAGUUCACGACCAAAUCAGACGUGUGGUCCUUUGGUGUCCUCCUUUGGGAGCUGCUGACUCGAGGGGCAUCCCCAUAUCCCAACAUCGACCCCUUUGACAUUGCCCAUUUCCUGGCAAAGGGCCGACGUCUACCUCAGCCUGAGUACUGCCCUGAUGCCCUGUAUGAAGUGAUGCUCCAGUGCUGGAAUGCUGUUCCCACAGAGCGGCCAACCUUUGGGGUGCUGGUGAGAGAGGUGGAGUGUGUCUCAGUCUCCCUGCGGGGGGAACAUUAUGUCAACCUGCACAGUGGCUAUGUGAACCUGGAGAGUGGUCCCAUCCUGCCCCCUUGCCCCAGCUCUGAAGAUGAGUUGGAUCGGAGUGAGGAGGAAGAGGAAGAGCCUGAAGAUCCAGGGGAAAAGGCUGAGGCAAAGGAGGCCUGCAAGCAAAAGGGGGGACCCCGGCCCCUCUCGGCCCCUCCACUCACUUUCCUCACACUAGAGAGCUCUACAUGACAGCUGUUGUUGCAAGGAAUGACAUCCAGAUCAGGAUAAAGAUCUCCCCAAAGGGGAACCAAAAGCCUGGACCUGGAGGCCUGGGAACCCAGAAUGGGCAGCUCAGGGAAACUGAGCAAAGAGCCUCAGACAGCCCUUGACCCGCUCCAUGGUUGGCUCUCUGACUCAGGGCUCCCUGAUUUUUGGUACUCAGGGAGAAAUGUAGAUAGAACAUUUCAGGACCUUCGAGGUGGCUCUCCCUGCUCAGGAAUCCUGACCCAGCUCCUCAGUUACAGUCCUGGUUGUUACGGGACAAAGAUGGUCAUUUAUCCCCUCCUUCCCUCUGAGGAAAGGAUAGGGACAUGAUCCUUUUUAGAUGGUAUGAAGACUGAGGCCCAGAGCUGUCAUUCACUAGCUCCAAAGUCCGUAGAAGGCCGAGGAUAAUGCGUUGGACCCACAUCUUCCUUCCGGUCCCCGAUAGAAAGAGGGGGACACGAGUGGCAAGGAGAAAAUCGUUCCUUGGUUUUCACUGUCCCCUCAUUUCCUUUGUACUUUAUAUUUCCAGGCAGCCUGGGGAAGGGCUGGCCUUAGAUUAUGACUGAUGAUCCUCCCUGGCCCCAAAUAAGUUCCUCCCACUGUUGCCUAAAUUUCCACCAAUAUUGCUUCAUUCACUGGAGGUCAAACAGUAAGCUCUCUUGGCUUUUUUUGAGAAUACACUUUGUUCUAGAGUCCCACCAAUACAGAUUGUUCUAGAGUCUCACCAAUACAGAUUGUUCUAGAGUCCCACCAAUACAGAUUGUUCUAGAGUCCCACCAAUACAGAUUGUUCUAGAGUCCCACUGUCUCUAAGAAUAAUCCUUCCCUGAUCCACCUUAAUUUUAGUGUCUUCCCUCUGAGAUCAUCCCUGCUUUCUCUGUCUAUCUUGUUUGUAUAUUAUAUUUGUCUGCAUGUUG
This is a messenger RNA of Gracilinanus agilis (Agile Gracile Mouse Opossum), 5560 nucleotides long. RefSeq names its product macrophage stimulating 1 receptor (gene MST1R). The transcript has 23 exons. Gene Ontology annotation, biological process: positive regulation of kinase activity; phagocytosis; multicellular organism development. Lineage: Eukaryota; Metazoa; Chordata; Mammalia; Didelphimorphia; Didelphidae. Gene Ontology annotation, molecular function: transmembrane receptor protein tyrosine kinase activity; protein binding; ATP binding. Bases 1 to 4629 code for a protein of 1542 amino acids. The record is from RefSeq and is a predicted model, not a curated record. Gene Ontology annotation, cellular component: signaling receptor complex.